This is a messenger RNA of Vombatus ursinus (common wombat), 1562 nucleotides long. It is a transcript of the gene UHMK1, whose product is annotated as U2AF homology motif kinase 1. The record is from RefSeq and is a predicted model, not a curated record. Gene Ontology annotation, molecular function: RNA binding; ribonucleoprotein complex binding; protein serine/threonine kinase activity. The coding region runs from base 1 to 1260 and encodes 419 amino acids. Gene Ontology annotation, cellular component: nucleus; neuronal ribonucleoprotein granule. Gene Ontology annotation, biological process: peptidyl-serine phosphorylation; positive regulation of translational initiation; regulation of protein export from nucleus. The transcript is spliced from 8 exons. Lineage: Eukaryota; Metazoa; Chordata; Mammalia; Diprotodontia; Vombatidae.
AUGGCGGGGUCUGGCUGCGUGUGGGGCGCGGAGCCGCCCCGCUUCCUGGAGGCCUUCGGGCGGCUCUGGCAGGUGCAGAGCCGGCUGGGCAGCGGCUCCUCGGCCUCCGUGUACCGGGUGCGCUGCUGCGGGACUCCCGGAUCGCCGCCCGGGGCCCUCAAGCAAUUCCUGCCGCCCGGCACCACCGGGGCCGCGGCCUCGGCCGCCGAAUACGGCUUCCGCAAGGAGAGGGCGGCGCUGGAGCAGUUACAGGGCCACCGAAACAUUGUGACCCUAUAUGGAGUAUUUACGAUACAAUUUUCUCCAAAUAUGCCAUCACGUUGUCUGCUUCUUGAACUACUGGAUGUCAGUGUUUCGGAACUACUUUUAUAUUCUAGUCACCAAGGGUGUUCCAUGUGGAUGAUCCAGCACUGUGCCAGAGAUGUUUUAGAGGCCUUGGCUUUUCUUCAUCAUGAGGGUUAUGUCCAUGCAGACCUAAAGCCACGUAAUAUACUAUGGAGUGCAGAGAACGAGUGCUUUAAACUCAUUGACUUUGGUCUUAGCUUCAAAGAAGGCAAUCAGGAUGUAAAGUAUAUUCAGACAGACGGGUAUCGGGCUCCAGAAGCAGAAUUGCAGAAUUGUUUGGCCCAGGCUGGGCUACAGAGUGAAACAGAAUGUACCUCAGCUGUUGAUUUGUGGAGCCUUGGAAUCAUCUUACUGGAAAUGUUCUCAGGAAUGAAACUGAAACAUACAGUCAGAUCUCAGGAAUGGAAGGCAAACAGUUCAGCUAUUAUUGAUCACAUAUUUGCCAGUAAAGCUGUGGUGACCUCUGCAAUCCCAGCCUAUCACCUCAGAGACCUUAUCAAAAGCAUGCUUCAUGAUGACCCGGGCAGAAGAAUUCCAGCUGACAUGGCACUGUGCAGUCCCUUCUUUAGCAUUCCUUUUGCCCCUCAUAUUGAAGAUUUGGUAAUGCUUCCUACUCCUGUGCUAAGACUGCUGAAUGUUUUGGAUGAUGACUAUCUUGAGAAUGAGGAAGAAUAUGAAGAUGUGGUAGAAGAUGUGAGAGAGGAGUGUCAGAAGUAUGGACCAGUGGUGUCUCUGCUUGUUCCAAAGGAGAAUCCUGGCAGAGGUCAGGUCUUUGUUGAAUAUGCAAAUGCCGGCGACUCCAAAGCUGCCCAAAAAUUACUGACUGGAAGGAUGUUUGAUGGGAAGUUUGUUGUGGCCACAUUCUACCCACUGAGUGCCUAUAAGAGGGGAUAUCUGUACCAAACCUUGCUUUAAUCACUGACCUGCUGUCAGGAGACUUCUUGAAGCUCCUCUUAUUCCAUUUUCUAGGUUAUUGUGUUUCCCAUCUGAAUGCAAAAGAAGCUUACCAUCCUAAUGGGAGUAAUUUGUAUAUUUAAUCCUAUUGGCCUACCGCGUUUUCCAAACAGUGAUUGCAAACUAAAUCCUAUUUCAUACUGGGUAGGACAGGACCUUCUGCCUAAACACUGAAGUGUUUUAUAGCAUUCAUGUGACAUCCCUUGUCUCAGCAGUAGGGCAGGUGCUGACAUUCAAUAUAGAAUCCAGAAAAAAGUAAUUCA